GUGCGAGGGACUCACCCUGUGUGUCUCGCCGAGCGCAGGUGAUGGCGCAGAUCCUGAAGGACAUGGGCAUCACGGAGUACGAGCCCCGCGUGAUCAAUCAGAUGUUGGAGUUCACGUACAGGUAUGUGACCACUAUACUGGAGGAUGCAAAAAUUUACUCAAGUCAUGCUAAGAAAUCCAGUGUUGAUGCAGAUGAUGUGAAAUUAGCAAUUCAGUGUCGAACAGACCAGUCAUUUACCUCUCCUCCCCCAAGAGAUUUUCUGCUUGAUAUUGCAAGACAAAAGAAUCAGACCCCAUUGCCAUUGAUAAAGCCAUACUCUGGACCUAGACUGCCACCUGAUAGAUACUGUUUAACAGCUCCAAAUUACAGACUUAAGUCCUUGCAAAAAAAGGUCUCUUCUUCUGCAGGAAGAAUAACAGUACCCCGACUGAGUGUGGGUGCUGUAAGUAGUAGACCUAGCACUCCUACUUUAGCACAAACUGUGGCUGUUUCAACAAAAGUUGGCACUCCAGUAUCACUGACAGGUCAAAGGUUCACUGUACAGAUCCCAUCCUCUCAGACAACAGUCAAAUCAGCAACACCUACUACGCCAACAGUUCAGAAUGUUCUGAUUAAUCCUUCGCUAAUUGGAUCAAAAAACAUUCUUAUUACUACAAAUAUGGUAUCACAGAAUGCAGCCAGCGAGGCAAAUCCGUUGAAAAGAAAGCAUGAAGAUGAUGAUGAUUAUGAUAAUUUGUAAAGGAAUACAGUCCAGUAUCCAUUUUUUUUCAGAGGUGUGAUUCAUAUUGAGUCUGAGUUGGGACUUGUCAAAGUGUUCAUGAAUUGAGACAGAAAAUGUGUAAAUAUUCAGUUAAUGGAAUCAGGAGAAGAACAAUAUUGCUAGGAUGUCAUUGUAAUAAGUUGGUUUUAACCUUCUGUAUGAUACAAAAUAUCUUUUGGUGCUCACUCACAAUGAUAGAUGGAUGUUAUUUAGUUUGUCUUGUCAUGUACAGCUUUCCAAAAUAUUUUCCACUUGGUCUCCUGUGAUUUAAGUAGAAAUACUUGUAGCUUUGAAAGUACAGUUUUUGCAAGAUGCUUUUCUUCAUACACUGUGUUGUAUGUGAAUUUUUAAAGGCUUAGUUGUAGGUGUAGAACUUGAAAAGCCUUUUUUUCCCUUAAACUAAGUUUGAAGUUGGGAUCAAGUUUUAAAAUAAGUGGAAAAAAAUUUGGUUUGUUUGUGGAUGAGUUCUUGAACAUUUUUUCUGUUCAUGUGUGACCUCUAUUUUGUCUGCAUUAAAGUGAAUUUCAAAUGAA
This is a messenger RNA of Pelodiscus sinensis (Chinese soft-shelled turtle), 1294 nucleotides long. Lineage: Eukaryota; Metazoa; Chordata; Testudines; Trionychidae. The record is from RefSeq and is a predicted model, not a curated record.